AUGCGCCGCUGCGCAUCGAGGCAUCCCACAGGCAGGCAGCGCACAUCUUCAUGGCAUGGCGUGGCAUGGCGUGGCAUGGCGUGGCAUGGCAUGGCCGGCUCCCUGGCUGGCUGGCUGGUCUUCGGAGAGGCAUGCAUGCCGUGCGCCUACGAUACCUACAUUUUUCAAUCACUCCCCAAGUCGCCUGUCGGCUCAACCGAGGCGCAAGGCACCACCCCAGCCAGGAGAGCAGCACGCAGACAGCAGACAGGCACGCACACCCGCAGCCAUCAAAAGUCAAAGUCAAAAAAUGUGUUGGACUCAGCGCGGGAAGCACGUAUCUCAAGGCACGCGCCUGUUCGCCAGCUCGCUCGCAGCUCUCCAUUCCCGAGCGGCGCCUCUCCCCAAAUUGGCAGGCAGGCAGCCAGUCCAAGCGGCGCUACCGAUUGCGACGUCCGAGCCGAGCUGCAGACGCUGCGUCGUGAGGCCCGCUCGAAAAUUCCCUCUGUCGCUUCGGCUCCAUGCCGAUGCUUCCCUUCGCACGCCCUGCUGCCGCUGCCAAGACGAGCAAGCGCUUUUUCUGGCACAUGGGCUUGCAAGUUGCAAGGCUUCAUCGCGCUCGCAGCCGUCGUUUCCCACGCAGUCCGAGCCGUCAUCGGUGCAGCCUGCAAGCUGACAUUCAAGCCCGCUGCGUACAUCCACCACAUACCUCACAAGCUCGUCCGCAGUCGGCCGACCGAGCCUGCGACACCCAUCUUGCUGGCCACCACGAGCAAUCUGGAACCCUGA
This is a messenger RNA of Moesziomyces antarcticus, 768 nucleotides long. RefSeq lists its product as uncharacterized. The transcript has 2 exons. NCBI's taxonomy places the organism in Eukaryota, Fungi, Basidiomycota, Ustilaginomycetes, Ustilaginales, Ustilaginaceae. The record is from RefSeq and is a predicted model, not a curated record. The coding region runs from base 1 to 768 and encodes 255 amino acids.